AUGUUUAGGAAUCUUCCCCAAAGUACUAAAAUAUCAUUUCCUAAUGGAAAUGAUGAGAUGAUGAACUUCGAGGUCAGCAUUCGACCUGAUGAAGUAUAUACUACAGGUAGUGGUAAGUUUGAGUUUACUUUCCAAGUCUCCCCUACCUACCCUCACGAAGCACCAAAAGUCAAGUGCAAGACAAACGUUUACCAUCCCAAUAUUGAGUUGGAAGGAAAUGUGUGCCUCAAUAUCUUACGUGAAGACUGGAAACCUGUCCUCAACAUAAACACAAUCAUCUAUGGACUCAAAUAUCCUUUUACGAAUCCUAAUCAGGAGGAUCCCUCAAAUCACGAAGCAGCAGCUGUAUUGAGGGAUAACCAUGGUCUCGCCUCCAAAAUCAUGAUGUAUCUUUGUAGUUAAACAUCUAAU
Molecule: messenger RNA, 411 nt
Organism: Papaver somniferum (opium poppy)
Lineage: Eukaryota; Viridiplantae; Streptophyta; Magnoliopsida; Ranunculales; Papaveraceae
Product: NEDD8-conjugating enzyme Ubc12-like
Exons: 5
Coding region: 1-402 (133 amino acids)
Source: RefSeq, a predicted model, not a curated record